Molecule: messenger RNA, 2017 nt
Organism: Cyclopterus lumpus (lumpfish)
Lineage: Eukaryota; Metazoa; Chordata; Actinopteri; Perciformes; Cyclopteridae
Gene: ube2ka
Product: ubiquitin-conjugating enzyme E2Ka (UBC1 homolog, yeast)
Exons: 6
Coding region: 509-802 (97 amino acids)
Biological process (GO): protein polyubiquitination; proteasome-mediated ubiquitin-dependent protein catabolic process
Cellular component (GO): nucleus
Molecular function (GO): protein binding; ubiquitin conjugating enzyme activity
Source: RefSeq, a predicted model, not a curated record
ACUCUCUCUCCUCCAGACUGCAUGCAGUUUGGUAUUAAAAUGUUCAGUACAACCGACCAUUGUGUUGUGACACAUUUGAGAUGAUAGAUGCACGUUCAGCUAUUUUAACGAAUCACAACACCAGAUUGAUAACCGGGACUGACGGCGCUCGCGGCAAACAACGUUGCAGCUGUUAAUUCGGAAGGUUGUAUCCCCAAAAAAAGUGCAGAGCUCCAGUCGGCAGGACCAGCUAGCUCGCGUUAGUCAAGUCGGACGGCGGCGAGGCCCCAACCGGACGGCAACACGGGGGAACCAUGGCCAACAUCGCAGUUCAGAGGAUAAAACGGGAAUUCAAGGAAGUGCUCAAGAGUGAAGAGGAGGUAGAUAUCAACUAGAAAUUAAAAUUCCAGAGACGUAUCCAUUCAAUCCACCAAAGGUGCGGUUUAUCACGAAGAUCUGGCAUCCCAACAUCAGCUCAGUCACAGGUGCAAUAUGUCUUGACAUUCUCAAAGACCAAUGGGCAGCAGCUAUGACACUGAGGACAGUCCUCCUGUCGCUACAAGCCUUAUUGGCAGCUGCAGAACCAGAUGAUCCACAAGAUGCGGUGGUAGCUAAUCAGUACAAGCAGAACCCAGAGAUGUUCAAACAGACAGCGAGGCUCUGGUCUCAUGUCUAUGCAGGCGCUCCCGUCUCAAGUCUGGAGUACACACGCAAAAUAAACAAACUCUGUGCCAUGGGCUUUGAAAAAAAUGCAGUAAUAGUGGCGUUGUCGUCGAAAUCCUGGGACGUGGAGACAGCAACAGAGCUACUGCUCAGUAACUGAAUAUUGACACCCUCUUUAUCUUCUUGACCCCCCCCCCCCCCCCCCCCACACACACACACACACACACAUGCAUACAUGUACACCCUCUCUCUUCUGAAUUCCUGCUGUCUCAAGGCGUCUUUUCCCCAGUUGCACCCCCACCAUGGCAUCACUCUCCCUGACAUUCACCUCUGCUGUACUACACUCCAAUCAGUCGCUCUGUGAGCUCUUACCUCUGGUUUCUUUAAGUUAAUUCAACAUUCCACUCAUUGCUACAAUCAAAACUUCAACCACACCCCCUUGUGAAGCAAAUGUCAGACUUAAGACCCGCUCUCGCCCGCCACUCUCCCAGCUUUUCUGGUUGUUUCCAAGAAGCGGCUGUCAGCGGCUUAUCCUUGCCUAUGCAGUGCAUUUACUUUCAUUCGGGAAAACCUUUUGUAGGAGCAAGUCAAGCAUUUCAAGGAGGCUCUUUUGGAUCAUGAUUUUUACAGUUUUCAAGACUGUUUUCUAAACGGGGAUUGAGCCCAGUCCUAGAGAAAUUUUUAAAUUGGUAUCUUUUUUUGUCAUUCUAUUACGCGGUAUCAAAUAUCACUUGAUCUCAAUCACAAUCAACAUUUUGAGGGUACUCUAAAUUGACUAAUAAAACAUUUUGGGAUCCUUCUGAAUGAUUAUCUUGUGCCAUUACUGGGAGUUUUUGAGGGCACUAUAAUCUUUUCAGGUAAAAUGUGGACAUUCAAAUAAAUUUGGUCAAGUUAAAAUAGUACACUGGGAAGCAAACAUGGAGUUAUACAGUGUCGGGAGAGGCUUAUUCCCUGUUCUGGAACCAGCUCGUUAAGUGUCACCGAGGUGUUCACAUAGUAGCCAUACUCAUUUUCAUGCCAUGUUUUCCCACUUCAACUGUCUGACAAACACAAAGCCCUCGCGGCAAACUCCAGCUCCAAUCCCCACACCUGCUCUUGACAUGGCUUACUUCACCUGUCCCUUUCCCCCACAUUUUUUUUAAUUUGUAUUUUGCGUUUGGCCUCCUGCAGGAACAUUUGGAUUCUUGUUUUUAAACUGAAAGAAAAAAACAAAGAAAAACAUGUUCUGAAGUAAUACGACCUGUCAUCAGUCUGGAUGGAAAGAUAUUUCAAAAUGAGUUUGAAAAAUAUUGCAUCAUCUUAACUACGCCAACAGAUAAAUAUGUCAAAAAUGAUUAAUCUGUAAAUAAAGAUAUUAAAGUCUGUGUAAAUUAAA